Messenger RNA from Colius striatus (speckled mousebird), 782 nucleotides. RefSeq names its product ghrelin and obestatin prepropeptide (gene GHRL). NCBI's taxonomy places the organism in Eukaryota, Metazoa, Chordata, Aves, Coliiformes, Coliidae. Gene Ontology annotation, biological process: positive regulation of growth hormone secretion; regulation of response to food; negative regulation of inflammatory response. Bases 72 to 413 code for a protein of 113 amino acids. The record is from RefSeq and is a predicted model, not a curated record. Gene Ontology annotation, molecular function: growth hormone-releasing hormone activity; ghrelin receptor binding. The transcript is spliced from 5 exons. Gene Ontology annotation, cellular component: extracellular region.
UUCCUUCUGUAUUUCCUCUCCACUCACCUAUCAUAGGACACAGUUUAGCACCCUGCCUCAGGAAGAUAAUCAUGUUCCUCAGAACCUUUCUGCUGGGAAUUCUUCUUUUCAGCAUCCUCUGGACAGAAACUACUCUGGCUGGCUCCAGUUUUUUAAGCCCAGAAUAUAAGAAAUUACAGAGUCCAAAAAGACCCACAGCACAAUUACAUAGUCGUGGCACAGAAGGCUUUAGGGAUACAGAAGAAACAGGAGCAAGAGAUGACAGAAACAAUAUGGAAAUUAAGUUUAAUGUUCCCUUUGAAAUCGGUGUCAAGGUAACAGAAGAAGAGUAUCAAGAAUAUGGACAAGCACUGGAGAAGAUGCUUGGGAACAUGCUUGAAGAGAAUGCUAAAGAAAAUCAGGUGAAGAACUGAGGAAAAAUGAAGGACAAGGACAGCACUAGAUGGCCUGAUGUGUUUUAAAUGUUACUUUAAAAUUAAAUUGUUGCUGAUUUCACAUUUAAAGAAGAGAGAAGUAUGUGAACCUGAACAGUUUGCCCUGACAGACUUUGAAAGGAAUUAUCUAUGAAGGAAGAGUUGGAGCUAAAAAUAGUAAAGAACAAGGUUAAUCACUGGCUGACAUGUAGGCUUAUGUUCUUAUUUUAUCUCUUUUCCUUGAUAAAUAUAGUGACUUUCUAAAUGAUGUGUCUGAAGGCUAUAUGAAUCCUUUCUAAAACUGGUGGAGGCCUCUUAUACUUCUAUACACAUCUGGAACAGAGAAUAAAGCUUAUGCUGAAACUGCAA